This is a messenger RNA of Aureobasidium subglaciale EXF-2481, 585 nucleotides long. RefSeq lists its product as uncharacterized. The transcript is spliced from 3 exons. The record is from RefSeq and is a predicted model, not a curated record. Bases 1 to 585 code for a protein of 194 amino acids. NCBI's taxonomy places the organism in Eukaryota, Fungi, Ascomycota, Dothideomycetes, Dothideales, Saccotheciaceae.
AUGGCGCACAACUUUGCACCAUACCAGAGCAGCCCUCCUGAAUCGACACGCGCACUGUCACCACCGCUCCGCACAUCGACGUCGUCGCCCCGUCCUGCAGUAGUCACGCCUCGCGCACAAGCAAGCAUCGAAGACCCAUGGGCUGCGACACGCGACUCCCAAUUGCCCUUGCCCUCGCCCUCGGCAUACGAUGAUCUAGAAGCUGCCGACACAAAUCAGAGCUCGCGGUUGAGAGGGGAUGGCUACUAUGUCUUUGAAACGAGCUUGGGCAUCCGUAUGGACAUUGAGGCCUGCCUGCCAUAUCUACUACUACCGCCUGCUGGUGGUGUUGCCAUGUUGAUUUUUGAGAGAAAGAGCGAUUAUGUUCGUUUCCAUGCCUGGCAAUCAAGUCUGGUCUUCACAGCAGUCUUCAUUCUACAUUUGCUGCUUUCUUGGUCACGCUUUCUAUCCUGGCUGCUCUUUAUCGGUGACCUAGCCCUGAUUGUCUUGCUGGUUUUCAGAGCUUAUCGCGAUGCCGAAACACUCGACCGAUUCGAAUUACCUUUCUUCGGGCCUUUGGCCAGCACCUACGUGGACCGCGAGUAA